UUACAUAAAAAUUUAAAGUAAAAAUUGCACGAAUUUGAAACAAUAACCCAAUAGAAUAAAUACCCUUACUUUAUUAGCCGUUUACGUUGAAGAUAAUAUCGUACAGUUAUAAACGUUAUAUAGUCGACGAUGGAGUCUACACCGUUACAGGGCGCAGAGAUUCACGUGAAGGCUGAGCCCUUUGAGGACGUGUGUACAGAUGAGCCCACUUUCGAGGUAGUGUUUGUGAAAGACGAACCUCUGGAUGACGCGUGUGAUGACUCGCUUCGCGUCAGCGCGGCGGCGGAACUGUACGACCACGCCGCCAAAGAUGAGUCACCCACAGACUGGGCGCUCGGUGACGCAGACGACCCCAAAUCACACCACGUACCCACGACCAAGACUAAGAAGAAGACCAAGAGUAAGCCAACGCUUGCUGAACGCGCUACAUCGCGACAGAAACACAGACCAUAUCAAUGCAAAAUAUGUAAAAAGCAAUUUGGCGACUUGAGAACGUCAAAUAGACAUAUACUAACACACACUGGCGAAAAACCAUUUGAAUGCGAAAUGUGUCAAAAAAAGUUUUCACGAAUAGAUAAAUUAAACGCGCAUAAACGAGUUCACACCGGUGAAAAACCAUAUCAGUGUGAAAUAUGUGACAAACAAUUCAGGGAUUUGAGUACUGUAAAGAGACAUAAGCUAAUAAUGCAUAAACUAAUACACACUGACGAAAAACCUUAUCAAUGCGAAAUGUGUCAAAAAAUGUUCUCACGAAUAGAUAGAUUAAACGCACAUAAACGAAUUCACACAGGCGAAAAACCGUAUAAAUGCCAAGUAUGUAACAAACAAUUCAACGAAUUGAGUAGUCUAAAGAGGCAUAGGCUAAUACACACUGGUGAGAAACCAUAUCAAUGUGAAUUUUGUAAAAAGUAUUUCCGAGAAUUGAGUACUUUACAUAAUCAUAAACUAAUACACAGUGGUGAAAAACCACAUCAAUGUAAUAUAUGUAAGAAAACAUUUAGACAAUAUGGUCAAUUAGGCACGCAUAAACGCGGAGUCCAUAGCAGAGAGAAAUAUGUAAAAAGCGAUUCAGAUUCUUGAGUACAAUAAAUAAACAAAAGUGCGACGUGUUUGAAGUUAAGCGACUCCAAUAUCUAAUUACGUUAUUAUUGUUACAAAUGAUAAGCAAUUACUAACAAAUUUUAUGGACCAUUAUGUUGUCUUCAAAAAAUAAAUUUUUAUUUACUUUUUCAUUUUUAUCACAAAAUAGCGUUUUAUUGCUCUGUAUCGAUUUACUACAGAUUAAUUUGUAAUUAUAUAAUAAUUGAUUUCAUGGACAUACUGAUUAAUAUAAUUAAAUAACUUAAUUUGUAA
Molecule: messenger RNA, 1353 nt
Organism: Cydia fagiglandana
Lineage: Eukaryota; Metazoa; Arthropoda; Insecta; Lepidoptera; Tortricidae
Product: zinc finger protein 239-like
Exons: 2
Coding region: 130-1080 (316 amino acids)
Biological process (GO): regulation of transcription by RNA polymerase II
Cellular component (GO): nucleus
Molecular function (GO): RNA polymerase II cis-regulatory region sequence-specific DNA binding; DNA-binding transcription factor activity, RNA polymerase II-specific
Source: RefSeq, a predicted model, not a curated record